Molecule: messenger RNA, 6470 nt
Organism: Paralichthys olivaceus (Japanese flounder)
Lineage: Eukaryota; Metazoa; Chordata; Actinopteri; Pleuronectiformes; Paralichthyidae
Product: LHFPL tetraspan subfamily member 4 protein-like
Biological process (GO): gamma-aminobutyric acid receptor clustering; sensory perception of sound
Cellular component (GO): postsynaptic membrane; plasma membrane; inhibitory synapse
Molecular function (GO): GABA receptor binding
Source: RefSeq, a predicted model, not a curated record
CGGAGGAGCUCGUGUUUGUCACAUUUCCUCGUUUUUCUUUUUCUUUUUUUUUUCUUUUGAGGUUUCAUUGCGUGGGGUUUGUGGAUGCUGCGUGGACACUAAGGGCGCAGAGAGGAAGGGGAGCACCCCCACGGAUGCCUCGGAAGGUAAAGACGGGCUCCACCGCUGGCUUCGGGCAACACACGCGUCUGAUGAGACGGAUGGUAAUAAAGGACAUCCUGCAGAAAAAAGCCGAUGGAUGAGGAUGAAAAACGGCUUUAGCCCCCCGCCCACCGACGACUGUGAAAUAAAGAAAAUCCUAUUUUGAUGGAUUUGUAUUUUUAAUCAUUCAUGGUGUAGCCCUGAGGAGCCUUAGACAGCAAUGUUGAAUCACUGGUCUUGGUAAAUUAUUCAUUACUAGUAUAGGUAGACCAUGAUUUUGCAUUGCUUCAAUGUAGCACCCCCCCACCCCUCCAAUCAUUUUUAUUUUUUACAAUGUUUAGUCCUGUGAGAUCAUAUACAUAUUUUUUUAUCCUAUGGUUAUGUAGGCCCAUUUAACAGUCACAUAAGAAACAGCCAAACCAGGAGCAUAUUGGCGCAGGAGAUUUGACAAAGAGGGGAAACACAAAGUGAGAGGUGUCCUGCAGUUUGUUUCCUGUUUUUUAUUUAUUUCCAUUUUAUUUCUAAAAUAGUCUAAAGAGGGAGGUGGACGGGGUGGAAAGAGAGCUGUAAGGAGGAAAGAGGGGGGAAAAAACACCAAACAUGUUGCCUUCCCAGGAAGCCUCCAAGAUCUACCAUGACAAUUACAUGCGCAACUCCCGCGCCAUCGGGGUGCUGUGGGCCAUCUUCACCAUCUGCUUCGCCAUCGUCAACGUGGUGGUGUUCAUCCAGCCCUACUGGAUCGGAGACAGCGUCAACACGCCGCAGGCCGGCUACUUCGGCCUCUUCCACUACUGCGUGGGCACCGGGCCGUCGCCCAGCCGGGAGCUCACCUGCGUGGGCAGCUUCUCCGACUUCAGCUCCAUCCCGUCCGGAGCCUUCAAGGCGGCCUCGGUGUUCGUGCUGCUGUCCAUGGUGCUGAUCCUCAGCUGCAUCGCCUGCAUGGCGCUCUUCUUCUUCUGCAACACCUCCACCGUUUACAAGACCUGCGCCUGGAUGCAGCUGCUGUGUGGAGUGUGCCUGGUGCUGGGUUGCAUGAUCUUCCCUGACGGCUGGGAUGCCGAGGUGAUCCGGGAUAUGUGCGGGGAGCAGACAGGGAAAUAUUCCCUGGGGGAUUGUUCUGUACGCUGGGCCUAUAUGCUGGCCAUCAUGGGCAUCCUGGACGCCCUCAUCCUCUCCUUCCUGGCCUUCGUCCUGGGCAACAGGCAGACAGACUUCUAUCUCGAUGAUCUGCAGACAGAUAACAAAGAUUUUGCUGUGUCAAGGAUUGAGGUUCGGGACAGAAGAGAGCCACGGUACGGAGUGCAGCGUCUUCACUGAGAGUGAUGACGCAGCACUGGCCGACUUUUCUUCUCCUCAUCUCUUCUCUCAUCCAUCUCUUUCUUUCCUCUCUCCUCUCUUUCUACUCUCUUCUUCUAUUCUCUCCAAUGAUCAGGAUAUCACCCAAUCUCAAUGCAGACACCAAGUGUACAGGAUUCUGCAAGAUUAAAAAAAAAAAGACAAACAACAGAACACACUGGGAUAAACUAUAUUUUGAAAAAAAAAGUUGUACAAGGUUGUACAGUGCAUUUAACACUCGACUUUCUCAACUAAAACCUUUAUGAUGGAAAAAAAAAAGAUUUACUCUAUUAAAGUCUUGAUUUGUGUGAGAAGUUCAAUCCUUGAGAUGAAGAACCAUAAUGUCCGGCUAUGAUUUUAACAAUUUAUUUCAAAUUUUGCUAUUUAUUGACUUUGAGUUUGUGUGUUGUUGUGUUCCAUAGCUUCAGAAAGCAGAUCAUUGAUUCUUCUCGUAUGGUGACAAGAGUCGAGACUCGCAAUACUGCAGCAAGUCCAUUAUUAGCCAUUGGGAACAUUUCAAACGGGACUUGUAUGGCUCUUCAUCUAGGGACUUUCAAAGGCGAGGAAUUUAAAAGGAGUAACCCCUCUGCAGCUUUACAGAACCUAACAUCUCUGGGAGAUUCUCUACUGUACAUACUGAACAAUGUAAAUAACAUUACUGCUGACAGAAACAGCCGACAACAAAACCUCAUCUGACUCCAAUGCAUUCGAGUAUAGUAUUUCUACUCUUGGUUUCAGUGUUCCUCGUGCUGGAAGAGCAUCGGAGUAUGUGCUGAUCCUUUGUGUUUAUAUUAUGACUCCACUACAGAUCUGGUGGGAUUGGACAAAGGGGGAAUAUCUGUGCUGGAUAUUCCAGAGAAAAGCAGAGCACCGUGGAUCAAAGUGAUUGUGUGUUUGAUCACAAUUGUUUGACACAGAUGCUUCCUCUGCAUCAGCAUGGCCUCAAAACAACCACCCCCUGCAGUAUAUAGUAAAAAUCUAAAUUGCAGCUGUCCAAGUUAAGACUUACAAGUCUGAGCUUACUACUUUUGUUAUACCCUUCCUUCACCAGUGUGCAGUUUACUCCAGUUUAUGGCUCCAGCAUACAGUGAUCAGUUUACUCUACAAAUGUCUUAAGACCGUGUGAAUAUGGCUGUACAGGCGUUGGCCUCCUCUCAGAGGGAAGCCCCAAGUGCUGCACUUAAGGUGAUGUCACUAAUAUGCCUCUUCGCUGCUUGCAAUAGUCAGAGGAAUCAUAAGUGGGACAGAUAUCACAGCAAAUAUACCCUAAAAAAUAAAGACAAUAAUUCUUAAAAAGAAUCAAAUCAGAGAGAGUGAGCAACUACUGGACUGUUCAAGUUUCCGUUCAAAGAUGAAUCAGAAUCAUUAAUUCAAAAGAAGCUAAAAUAAAAAAAAGCUAAAAGUUAUUCAAGUUGUGCAAUUUUAUGUUGAUUGAUUUUGAAACCAUCUUUAUAUUCUGGAUUCAAAUUGACCACCUUUGAAUUUUUGAUUAAGCUAUUAAGGCCUUGUCUACACUUAUGCAGACAUUUUUCCUCUGUUUAGAAUAAAAAACAUCUCGUCGAGACAAGAACACAACGGUCUGUGUCAACUAUCCAUCAAAUACCAGAGACAAAGCCUGUUGACAGAGAAAUAUUGGGUGAGGCAGACGUUUCUGAACAUUGGUAAUGUGAUGCAAAUUUUAGCUACAAAUUAGUAAUUACACUUAGCAGUGCUAACUAGACAUAUAGAUACAUGACCACCAUUGUUGUUUUUGGUUAUGGUUCAUGCUCAUGACACAAAGCAAUAGUGGAAAAGCAAACUGUGACAUCAUUGUUUCCCAAAAGCUUGAUUUUACAUGUACACACCGAUAUAAAGAACCAGAUUUUGAAAGUCUGCUAGAAAGGCAUUUGAAAUCUCAAGAGGCCUUAACACAGAGGAGGAUUUUGUUUUGCAAAAAUACCUGCAUUAAUGUGGACAGGGGCUCAAGCAAUUUGAAAUAUAAGCCAAUCUGUGCUGAUUAUUCUUGCAUUAGGGCCCAAUGAGUCGAACAAUCCUGGGAUCCGUCUAUAAAACACUCACGAUUGUCGCAGCGAUUUAUUCCAAAUUCCCAGAAGAAAUACAGAUGACAUGAUCUCUGUGUCCUUUCCUGCAGACACUAUCCUGGUCGUGGUAGCCAGUAUUAUUUCUGUAGCGCUCUUAUUGUACCGUUGUGCUUUGAGAAUUUGUAUGACAACCAGGGAGAUACUUUAAACUGGCUCCCAUUUUUCAGUCACAUGAACAAAAAGUUGCAACCUGCUCACUUAAUAUGAAAAAAACCUGCAAGGGCAUGUUUUACUCGAGUUUGUGACUCACCACUGUACCCAUUAGCACAGUACUAACUUCUGUCUCUAUAACCAUGUCUGCAUCAAUGGCUCUGAUUGUCACAAUAUCAGUGACAUUGCUCCAGGUACGAUUCGACCAUGCGACGAGUUUCGGUUGAACAGUGCGACAUAGCACGCUGCUCUAAUCAAGAGCACCGUGGGGCUCUUGUCCCUCCCAGUGCAGCUCUUCAGGCUGACACACUGUAACUGAGCCUCCUAAAGCACCAAACCUGGGCCGAGUCAUCGCGGGAAUGAAAUUAGCUGUGUAAUAAAAGCACACGGCUAAUGGUUUCAUUUGAGGAAUUGGCAUGCUCUGGUCAUUUGGGAGGGAAAAGGCCUGAUCACACUGUAAACCCUGAGGAGUCAUUGAAACCAUUUCACUGAGCGGUUUGACCACACAAGGUGAUCUGCGUUCUGUAAGAAAGCAGCUUAUUUACCAGGCAACAUCACAAGGAAAAUACAGUCCAGUGAGUCACUGAUUAUACUGCAUUAUGUUGGACUGUAAUGCAUUUACACUCUGGUAGGGAUGCACUAUUAACACAUGCAUUGUGGACAAGUCAAAGUUAUAACCCUAAAUAUCAGGCAAACAGUUUACCUUUACAAACUAUACAGCAGCUACAUCAAAAAAUGAUAUUAAAACAAAAUCAAGAAUGUGACUUUACAUGUCACACAUGGAUAAAUAAACUGUAUAUUGGAUGAGGUGGUUUUAUGGUGCAUCCCUACACUAUAUACAGUAUAAUGAGCAGAUAGCUAGAUGUGCAGUAUGUUUUUUAGAAUGGUAGCUAGCUAACUCUCAGGAAGCUGUGUACAAAGUACUGUAUUAAAGGCUCAUUGUGGAAAUGAUCAGCACAUACACAAGUUGGACGAUGCUGUUGUGAUGUGCUCAUGGCUGAAAUGACACAUCACUCCACAGCAUACCUUGUUAGGCAGGUUUGGGCAUUGGAUGAAAUAGCACCUCUGCCACUGAUUUUCCAAGCUGGGCCUUUAAGACAAUAUGAAAACAGCCCUUAUGCUGAAUCUAAUGAUGCUGUCCAUGCCGGCUCUGCACAGACCUUGGCCUAUAUCUAUCAACCGUCUUAGGGUAGGAACGCUGGGCCCUCAUUCAACAAACGUUUCUUUCAAUUCAGCCUUGAAGUAUCUCUGCGAGCAUUUGAGAAAAAAGAGUGAACGACAGUAUUUACAUCCAUUUGGUAUCAUAAGAAAUUUGUUUUUGCUUUUGAUAUGUACAUGCUCAUUUGAGAAAAUCAGUGCACUUGCUGAGACAUCAGCAUGGUGAUUUUUUUAUAUCAAAAGUUUGCAUACAGCAGGCGGUACUGUCUCAUAUGGCAUAUAUUCUGAUUUAGACAUCUCCUCCUGUAGGAUUGCUUUCCCAGGGCCCAGGACACAUUGUAUUUUACAACAAAUCUUUGAAAAAGAAAAAUUACAAUGGAAAAAGCCCAGAGGGCUAAGUGGUCAUGUCAGGCUUCCAAGCAUCAUUACCUGUGUGAUCAUUGGUCUGGUUUCCUCUCCGGGUACUCUGUUCCUGAGGACUUGACGAUGAACUGAAAUAUACCUUAACAAGGAACUGACGAUACCUUAACCCUGAUGAGCACAUAUUUGUACCACUCCAGGUGCCUCUAAGAACUUUUGAUUUAAUUCAGAUGUGGUGCAGAACCAGCAAAACAAGUAGUGACACAGUAGUUUUUUUCUACUAAAGACUACACACCCUGACCGAGCUCUGAAGCCAGAAGGAUUUUACUGCAGAUUUGAGGUCAAUUCAGUUUCAACUCCAACAACUGAACCUAAGAAAAUGAAUGACAGUUGUCCCCAAAUGUUCAACUUGAUUCGGGGAAACAGUUUUGAUAUUAAUAAAAGACGACAGUUGAUUUGUUUUUUUCUUUUAGUUUGUGAUUGGACUCCAAAUCUGAAUUCACCUCAGUCUUGAAUUACAGAAGUGUGUGAAGAUGUGAUAAAGAAUGAAAAGCUAACACAAGGACACACGAGUCAAUGAGAAGUCAUUUCCGUCUCUAGCAGCAAACAAGGUGUUUGUUGACGAUGUAAAUGUCAUUGAUAUAUGUCAAUGAUUUCAUCACAGUUUUUAUCAUGCAAUAUCAUGUAUAAAGACAUAAUGUUGGGGUGGGACGGGGAGGGGGCAAGAAUGAGUAAUGUCCAGUGACUUAUGUUAUGAUAAUAGCUGACUUUCUGUUUACUCCUGAAAUGCAGAUGUUGCCAAAAUACCAUCAUCUAUCAUGAAAAAAAGAGAAAUAAUCAGUUUCUGUUUUGUAUAACAAAAGAAUGAUAUACUGAUAUUUGUCAAGUACUUCUGAUGAGAUCUUUGUUUUAUGUGUUAACUACAGAAUCUUCAGUUUCUGUUAUGGAUUUCUUUCUUUGUAUUUUGGUAUGAUGAUUGUCGCUCCGUCACAUCAAACUUUACAUCUCAGAUUCACUAACGGAUGAUUGCUUGUUGAAACCUCAACACCCCAAACUGUACGAGUCUCUUUAUAAAGUUGCUUGAAUCGUACACACGUGGACGGAGUCUGAAAGAGGCUGCUUUUCAUGGAUUAUGAUGACAUGCUGAUUUUGAUUUGAAAAAUGAUAAUGUCUAAUUAAUUCCUAUUUGUGAAUAGUAUUCCAACUCACCAUGAUGACAAUUUCUGUUAUUGAAACACAUUUUGA